CCGCGGCGGCUUGUGGGGGGCGGGGCUGCGUGGCGCGCGCAUGCCAGGGGGCCGCGUGCGGGGUCCGUUGGUGAGCGACGAAUUAUGGCGACAAAGUGGACUGCAGGGGAUUUAAAUCCAGUGCUGUGCCUGGAUGUUAACAGUGAAGGCCUUGUGGCAUCAGGGGCAGAGAAAGGAGUGCUUACAAUCUGGAACAGCCAAGGUGGUGCAAUCAAUCAUCUGAAUUUAGGAGACGGUGAUGCUGUCACAUGUGUGUCAUUCUCGCACAAUCAUUCCAACAUCCUGUAUGCAUCUCACAGUGAAACAGUCAGUGUAUUAGACAUUCGGGCUUUUGAGGAACCCUCUGAUUGCUUCCAUGUGAACGAGGAUGAGAUAAACUGCUUGUCUGUCAAUGAAACAGGCAGCCAUCUCGCUGCUGCAGAUGAUUCUGGAUCAAUAAAAGUCAUAGAGUUGGCAAGCAAGAAGGUCAGCCGCUCUUUACGGAGACAUUCAAAUAUUUGUUCCUGUGUGACCUUCCGACCUCAAAGGCCACAGAGUUUACUCUCCUGUGGAUUAGAUAUGCAGGUGAUGCUGUGGAACUUGCAGAAAACCCGCCCUCUUUGGACUGUGAAUCUUCAGGACCUGGCGCGAGAAGAGAUGGAAGAAAUGCAGCAGGGAGCAGGGUGUCAGCUUUUCAAUCCACCACUGGCCCACUUCACAACAGUUGCCAGUUGUGGCAACAUAUUUGCCUGUGGGGCUGAAGAUGGCAGGAUACGGUUAUUCAGAGUGACUGGAACAAGAUUUGAGUUGGAAUAUGGGUUCCGUGGUCAUAGUUUAGGUGUUUCCCAAGUUCAUUUUCUGAACUCUCUUUCUCAUCCAUAUUGGCUGAUUUCAGGAGGGAAUGAUGCAAAGGUCAUGCUAUGGGACGUCAGUGAGCAAAUCAAAACUGAUGUCAAAGGCCCUUUAAAAUCAUUUGGGAAAAAAUCAGCUAGCUCCACUUUUAAGAAGGGCCUUGGGGUUGGAAGAAGUGACUGUGGUGCAAAAAUCUGUAAAGAAAAUAAAACAAAUUCCAUUUUGCCAAAACUCAGUAUUGACCAUGGAGAAAAAGUGAACUGGAUUUCUGCUGUAGACAUAAAAGGCUCAAAGUAUAUACUAGUUGCUGACCAAACUUGUCAGAUAUCAGUAUAUCCUCUUUCAGGCUUAUAGAUUGCAGUGUCUGAUCAUUUUCAAGUGAUAGUGUCUGUUUUAGGUAAGGAAAGAAUAUAAGCCAAAAUCAUUGAGGGUUCUUGUGAUACAGUGGUUUGUCCCCGUUUCUGGGCCACAAGGUUGGGUUCAAGUCCCACCUGAUCAGAAGUGUGUCAUGACAUGUCUGAACAGGUUGAUUAACAAUAUCUAAAAUUAAACCAGUAGAGUUCCAGCAAAAUUUGGGGAUGUUUUAGUUGAAACCCAGAUAUUUUUGUGAAAUUUGAGGGCCACCAAUGUGUAUUUUCUUAUCAGUGGGUUUGAUAUAUUAAUACUUUCACAAUGGCUUAUAUGAUUUAAAAGCCUGUUAGAAUAAUCCAACAAACAAUAGUCUCUCAAAUUGGCAAAAUUGCGUUCUUUCAAUUCAUGGAAUCAAUUCAUAAAAGAUAAUUAUGCAGGUUUUUAUUUAAUUUUAUAUCUUGGGAGUACGUAAAUGUAUUUGGCGUUUAACAAUCUUUUAGAAGGUCCCUUUGAGAGCACUAGGAGGGGGCCUCUUCAAACUGAGAAUGCUGAAAAGGGGACUAACAGGUCAUUGGGAAUAUUUCCCUGGAAUCGGAAGCAAUAGUUAUAGCUCUGUGAUCAGAACACUGAAAAUGUGAACUAGAAGCUUUGGAAUACUGAGGAAGGCUUCAAAUAAUAUUAAGGAGGGAUGAUUCUGGAAUCCAGCUGGACUGGACAGGAUAUUUUGGUGUAUUGAGGAUUACUAAUUUAUGACAUUAUUCAGUAAUCAAGGUUUUUUCCUGAAAUAUUUUAAGAUCAAAAAUUAUUAAUGACCGACUUCUCUAACUGAAACUACAACAUCAAUUAAAAUGGUUAGAAUAUCCUUUGUUGAGAACUAGCCCUCAAUUAAAAAUGCAAUUAUGGGUGCUGAUUAAUGUUUUUAGAGAACAGUUUAUCAUUGACCAUGAAGCAGUAUACUGCAGUUGCUGAAAAAUUGAAAUAAACUGCUGGAAAAAUCUCCAGGUAACAUUUGCAUAGCAAGGAAAUAGGUGUAAUCUUAAAUCAGAUUUGGGAAAUGGUUGAUAUGUAAUAGGUUUUCAGCUAGAGGUGAGUGGAACAAAGACCAAAAGAGGCUCUGUGAUAGGGUGAAAGACAGGAGAAAUCAACUAAUGCGUAAGUUAGUACUCCAGAGCCAAAGGGUAAGGCCUUUGAGGUACAGGUACAGUGAUCAAUGUAUUUCUGGGGGGGGGUGCGGUGUGGGGAACAAAUUGAGAGAGGAGACUGUGUAGGACUAAAAUAAAUCAAUACAUCAUCCAAAUGGGAAAGGCAUAUCUAGGACCCUUUCUUCUUUUCAAGGAUUUAAAGGCAUUGAUGGAGAUUAGGAUUGAGAACAAGUUCAGCCAAGCAGAUGGUGGUGGUAGCAGAUGGGAAUUGAUUCGUCCACUGUCAAGAAGAGGUGAAGUCCCCUCUCGCUAUCAUGGUAGGAGUGAUGCAGAGGGAUCGGAUAUCCAUGAUGAAGAAAGGACAGAGUGAGGAAAUUGGAACUACAGAGCCAUAGAGAGCAUCAGAAGAGUAAUAGGUGUAGAUAGUGAGUCUGAAUAAUGGGAGAAAAAUAGUCGAGAUAAAAAGUAAUUAGUUCAUUGGGGUAGGAACAGCCUGAAACAAUAAAUCUUUAAGGGCAGUCCAAUUAAUAGACCUGCAAAAGAAAGUAGAAGUGAUCUGUACGGUGUUAGGGAACUGUCGGGUGGGAAGGUGUGGUUGGAAGAUCCACUCCAUCAACAUAGAAUCUGACAUGCAAAUAUAAGCAAUGUAAUACUUGUCUUUUUACUUUGUCUUUCCUCCUCAUUUAAGGUUCUACACGUUCGUAGGUAAAAUAUGAUUUAUGUGAACACCUUUUCACUCCAGUUUACUGUAUUCCCUGCUCACAAUGUAAUCUUCUUCAUACUUGGGAGAUCAAAUGAAGUUUGUGAGACUGCUUUGCUGAACACCUCUGUUCUGUCUGCAAAUGUGAUCAUAAAUUUCCAUUGUUCUGUCAUUUUAAUUCAUGCCUUUGCUUUUAUGCUGACAUUUCUGCCCUUGGUCUACUCUACUGUUCCAGUGAGGCCCAACUUCAGUUUCAGAACUGCCACCCCCACUUUUGCUUAGACACUUUAGCCUUCUGGACUCAAAUUUCAGUUCAAAUAUUUCAGACCAUAUACUCUGUUCCGGUUUUGUUUCUUUGUUUUUGUUUUUAUUUCAGUUAACAGUUUAUUCAAAGCUGAUGGUUUGUUUGUUUCUUGCUCCAUCACUAUUCCCUUUGACCUGCAAGGACAACUCUUAUGUCAGUCAAUCUUUCUUUGUCUUUGCACCUUAUCAAAGAUUUCACUGUGUCCCAUCUAGCCCUUGGUUAAGACCUAUUAUAUCUCGUAAGUUUGCAGAGGACUGAUGAAAGAUCACAACUUUGGUUCUAUACACUGAUCUGCUUAAUCUUGAGAUAUUUAUCCUGAAUGUUUUUUUUUGUAAUUUAUAAUCAUUGCAUUUAUUAACCUAUAAACCUAUAAAAUUGAGAACUCAUUCUUGUAAUUCUUUCAAAUCUGUUUUUGGGAAUAAGACGACCUGGAAUAGUCCCAGCACAAGAGGACACAUUGUUUUCCUUCACCUCAUGUUGAUCCAUAGUCUUUGCAAUGGGAAAUUUAAUAAACUGCAUAUGCUAAGUGUACAUAGUUGGACUUUUCCAAAAGCUAUUAUCAAGGACAAUUAUCUGGUUGAAACCAACGGUUUUGAAACCUGCUAGGAUUUUGAAGUAAACGCUUGGUGCAAAUAAAGCUUGAGAUUAGAAACUACAUAA
Messenger RNA from Hemiscyllium ocellatum (epaulette shark), 3988 nucleotides. It is a transcript of the gene wdr53, whose product is annotated as WD repeat domain 53. The transcript is spliced from 3 exons. The record is from RefSeq and is a predicted model, not a curated record. The coding region runs from base 85 to 1185 and encodes 366 amino acids. NCBI's taxonomy places the organism in Eukaryota, Metazoa, Chordata, Chondrichthyes, Orectolobiformes, Hemiscylliidae. Gene Ontology annotation, molecular function: protein binding.